Messenger RNA from Scylla paramamosain (green mud crab), 2514 nucleotides. RefSeq names its product serine protease 42-like. Lineage: Eukaryota; Metazoa; Arthropoda; Malacostraca; Decapoda; Portunidae. Gene Ontology annotation, biological process: proteolysis. Gene Ontology annotation, molecular function: serine-type endopeptidase activity. The transcript has 11 exons. The record is from RefSeq and is a predicted model, not a curated record. Bases 170 to 1483 code for a protein of 437 amino acids.
UCCCUCACUCCUGCUGGAAGCAUCCGCGGCGGUGGUGGUGGUCGUCGGAGGCAGUUUGAAGCCAGAGUUGGUGCAGUGAGGUGGGUGAGGACAGGUCUCUCCUUCCGUCUGCCUCUUUCCCUCACCUGUUCUCUCAUUUCUCGAAAGUCAAGACGCUCCAGCAGCUACGAUGAAGCAGACGCGAGGCUCGGAAAGCGCCGCGACUAUGGUGCCCUGGAAGGUGGUGGCGGUAGUGUUGGCAGCCCUGGGGUUUUUCGCACCCGUUCAUGGCCAUUUCGGGAGCUGUGAGGACCACACCACGCAGUGCCCUCGCCUGGCCAGCAUCGGCCUCUGCGAGACACGCCGACAGUUCAUGCUGCAGAACUGUCCAGUGAGCUGCGACGCCUGUGUAGACCCAAACUGUUUCGACCGCAGCUCCCGGUGUACCCCGAUGGCAGCGCGUGGGUUGUGCGAGACCCAGAAGUCGUUCAUGCUGACGCAGUGCCCCCACUCCUGUGACGCCUGCAGGAUCGGGCAGCCCACCGCUGUAGGGUUCACCAACCUCAAGACCAUCAUCAACCCGGACUUCGACUGUGGCAGGCCUUAUCCCCCGCAGGCAGGACGAAGGAAGCGCCAGAUUUACUUCCCCGACGAGAUUGAGGAAAUCAUUAAGAAAUUCCCGCCGGGCGUUGUUGCUAACCGGCGCCGCCCACAGAACCCACGGAGCCCACAGGCGCAGGAGGGCACCCAGCCAAUCGUGCCGCUGUCAUCCCCAGCAACAUCAGGUCCCGCCAGUCUGAGCGUGCACGACACCUUCUGCGGCUCCACGCCCAUCACAGACCGCUUCCUGCUCACCGCCGCCCACUGCGUCUUCGAUUCCGACCAGCCAGUGCGGACUGUGCGCUUAGGGGAGCUGGACUUCGCACGAGAGGACGAAGCUAACGCGAGACCCGUGGACUAUGCCGUGGAGCAAAUUAUCGUACACCCCGACUUUGACCCGUCAUCGCUGGAGCGGUACAAUGACGUGGCACUCAUCAAGACAGUGGAGCCCAUGCAGUUUAACGAGGUGGUGUUUCCCUUCUGCCUCUCCGACAAGGCCCCCACCCCAGGCUCCAGUGUCACCGGCGCAGGCUUCGGUCUCGUUAACGCCACACACAGACCCACGCAGCUGCAGGAGGCAGACCUGGAGGUGCUGGAGGCCUCGAUGUGUGAGGGCAUCUUCGAGCGGGAGCAGUUUACGCCGCAGUUGAGGCUAAGGUACCCACAGUUGCUGCAGGGGCAGAGCAUCCUGUGCGCCUCCUUCCCAGAGAGGAGCGCCUGUCAGGGUGAUUCGGGCGGCCCGCUGUUCAUGGACAGGAACAACCGGCGCUUCCUGGUGGGCAUCGUGGGCAGCGGCGUGUCCUGCAGGGCCAACGGAAUCUCCAUCCUGCCGGGCCUGUACAUCAACGUGGCGGACCACAUUGAAUUUAUUGACAGUGUUCUCUACAGCCCGUCCCCCUUCUGAGCACCAGGACGCCACGAGGACUCUCUCUCUCUCUCUCUCUCUCUCUCUCUCUCUCUCUCUCUCUCUCUCUCUCUCUCUCUCUCUCUGCGCCGUAAUGUAACAGAUUAGUAAAUGUCCUGUGCAUCUGCUAGUCUGUUAUUAAGACAGCUUCAUACUAACUACUACUACUACUACUACUACUACUACUACUACUACUCCGGAGCUUUAAAAGAAAACUUAACAUAUAAUGAUGAAAGUGAUAAGAAGAAAUAGGUAGAUAUGUUUUAUACGGGAACUGCCACGUGUAGGCCUGACGGCUUCUUGCAGCUUCCUUUUAAGCCGGAAGCUGCUGGAGGAUUGACACGCGAGCACAGUUCCAUUCAUGUUACGCAAUGGACAGUCUUCAACCAAUGAUUAGCGUCUGACGCCUUCAGUCAUCCCAGUUCUCGUUCACCAGUCCCUCUACAUUACGCCGUGUCACCGGAAAGUGUAAAUACGUUUGUUCAUGUGGUAGUGAGGAAGAUUUGAAACACUUCCGCGCCGCACCUCCACUACAUUCAAGAGGUUCUAAUUGAUGUUAUACGGGUAUCCAAGGGUGAUUUUUUUUUUUUUUUUUUAGUUCUAGUGACAGAUUAACAAGACAUUAACAUUAUUAACAGGAGAAGCACUCUUGAGAACCCGGCUAAUGAUCUCUGUGGCUUUUGAAAAUAGUUGUGAGAGCAAAGCGUUUCAGAAUACGGAUCCGAAUGUAAAAGGUAAAAAUAACUGAGGUACUGGCCCGUAACAUCGAAAAUACGGAGGCGGUGAAGUGAACAGGAAGGAAAAUGUUAUGACAGACCUGUUAUUAUAGUGAAGAUUUGUCACUUUUGUCUACGUAAUGUAUUAUGAGAAGACAAUGUACUAACCAUCGGCUCCCCCACAUUCAGUCUCUGUGUCUGAGAAAAGGUCCUCGUGUGUGUAUGUGUGUGUGUUUGUGUUCGUCUUUUAUUUCCUUGAGUUGUAAGACUUUUUAUGUGUCGAUUAAUAAAACAAUAAUAAUAAAAUAAAUAAAA